AUGGCGGGGAGAAUGCAAGCCCCCCGAACAGAGGAACCACAACGUAGAGCACAGCAGCCGCAAGCCCGGCGCGGGAAUGGCGAGAAUCCCCACCGUACCCACACAGAAGAUAGAGCCCAUUUACCCUGGAUGCGCCAGAAUCCUUCUCCCCGCCGCGGGAAGGGAAGUCCUCGGGGAUUCAAACUUGCGAAAUCCCCUAAGGUCCUCUCGCUCCAUGGGCCGCGCUGGAAGGUGGGGCAACAGUCCCGGACCAAGAAAGUGCCCGGGAACGCCAGGGAAGAGAGGCCGAGGGAGGAAGUCGAACCUGCGGGAGCUGAGGCGGGGUUGCAAGAUCACGGUGGCCUUGCGAUAGCUGAUAUCGGGCGACGGCGCCGUUUAAUCCUCCUGGAGGACAGUGAUAAUGUGUUUGUUUUUCAAGGCGAGGUGGCCCUCUCGAAGGCAGGCGAACCAAGCCCAGCACAAGAACAGCCGCCGAAAACCUUGGAUCAAGGCAAGAGGCCUGUUGCUGAUGCGGGUGGGCCGCAUGGUCAUUAUGGGCCUGCAGCUGCGGAAGAACAUGGGCUUCAAAGCCAAGUUGGGCUCUCUGAGCAGCGGGAAGGGAGGCCGAAGCCCAGACAGCGGACUUCCAAACUGCGGAAGGCGGCCUUGGCGGAGGACUCUCAGUUGUGCGGGACGGUGGGCCAAGCUGAGGCGGCGCAGCCCACUCGGCGAUCUUCUAAGCCGCGAACCAAGGCCCAGGGAAAUAAAGGGGUGGCGGAUGAUGGUACUGGGACGAGGCUGAAUAAAAAAGGCCCAAUCCGAAGACUUAAGAAAGGGGCGGACCUCCCUCCCUCGCCGGUCCCCAUUGGGCCACCUUCGAGCAUCCAGGGGAAGUUGGACCUUGGCCCUGGCUUGAGUGUAAUUUCCCCGCGGGACUCUUCCGAAGAGGAUGCUCAAUCUUAUGAGUUGAAGCAGAGGUCGCCAGUUCUUGAGGGAGCAGGAGCACGAUGCGAGGGAAAGGGGCAUGUGCGACAGGUGGUUGCUGCUUUCGAAUCUGGCCUAAUCCUGGGUGAACAAUCUGCGGCUGGGGACCUAACAAUUGGCCAGGGGGAUGGCUCUGCUCUUGGAGUGAGGAUUGAUGAGUAUGGAUCCAACUUGCCAGUUCAGCCUAUUGAGGGACGCAAAAGGCAAAUUGAGGAGGUCGAUGGCGAGGUGGGAGAGGUUCCCGCAUCUAAGAAGUAA
This is a messenger RNA of Linum trigynum, 1221 nucleotides long. NCBI's taxonomy places the organism in Eukaryota, Viridiplantae, Streptophyta, Magnoliopsida, Malpighiales, Linaceae. The record is from the annotation of a GenBank genome assembly.